Gastrolobium bilobum is the source of this 378-nucleotide messenger RNA. Its product is annotated as basic blue protein-like. The record is from RefSeq and is a predicted model, not a curated record. The transcript is spliced from 2 exons. Gene Ontology annotation, molecular function: electron transfer activity. The coding region runs from base 1 to 378 and encodes 125 amino acids. Gene Ontology annotation, cellular component: plasma membrane. Lineage: Eukaryota; Viridiplantae; Streptophyta; Magnoliopsida; Fabales; Fabaceae.
AUGGCCCAGGGAAGAGGCACUGCUGCAAUGAUUGCUCUAAUGCUACUGUUUUGUAUGUUGACGCUUCACUCUAGGAUGGCUCAUGCAAACACCUAUAAUGUUGGGGAUACAAGUGGUUGGUCCUUUGAUGCUAUUAACUGGGCUAAGGGAAAGGAUUUUAUGGCUACUGAUAUCCUCGAAUUCCAUUAUGAUCCUGCUCUUCACAAUGUGGUGGUAGUGGACGAGGAUGGUUACAAUGCAUGUAAUAUUCCAGAAGGAGCAAAAGUUUAUCAGUCAGGAGACGAUCAAAUCUCGCUUGCCCAGGGAAUGAAUUACUUCAUAUGUGGUAUUCCUGGUCACUGCCAGGGUGGGAUGAAAAUUGCAGUAAAUGCUUCUUGA